AGUAAAAUCAAUCAAUUUUUUAUUAAAUAAAUUGAAAAUUUUCUCGUAUCGUCAAUGAUCACAAUACUUUAAGUUGUACAUUCAAAUGCUUUUGAAAAGUUUUCUGAGAAGAAGUUACUAAAGCAGCAAUAAAAUUUGUAUUGUUCGAUUUAAAGUAUAUUAUUCUAAUAUUUGGGAAAAUGAAUAGCUCUUUCAAACCAUCACCUGUCCAUGGGGCUGGAGCAACAUUAUUUAUGAAUGAACAUUGCAGUGACAUAACCAUAAUUAUAACGGAGGAUUGUACAGUUUGGAGAUUUCCUGCACACAGCACUGUUCUUGCUGCCCAAAGCAUUGUCUUCCAUCGAAUGCUUGAUAGUGAUUUCAUUGAAAAGAAAACCCAAGAAAUAGUUGUCCAAGAUAUGACUCCAUCAACUUUGAAAAAACUACUUCGGUACAUGUACUUGGGUGAUGCCAUUCUGGAAGAUUGGAAAGAAGCUAUAGAAUUAUUGAAAGCUGCUCAUAAAUAUCAGAUGGAAUCACUUGUACAAAAGUGUGCUCAAUAUCUUCAAGACCAUAUUGAUCUCUCUAAUGUUUGCUACAUUUAUAGCAAAGCAGUCACCUAUACUUUGAGUCCUUUAGGCAACAUUUGCCUAGAAAUCAUCCUCGGAACGGGUUGUAUUGUUUUAAGAAGUCAAGGUUUCGAGUAUUUGAAUAAAGAGUCUGUGAUGGCUGUUGUGUCCAGCUACAGUUUGAAUGUUGAUGGGGAGAUGUGUGUAGUUAAUGCAUUACUUCGCUGGGCCGUGAUGGAGUGUUGUCGUCAAAACAAACCACUGAUCGAAGAAAGCAUCGUCGAGAUCAUGGUACCCUUUCGCAAAUACCUUUGCACCCGCAGUAUUAAUAGUGACGAAAUGCAUUCACUGCCACAAUUCUUGCAUGCCGAAAUAAACAGCUAUCACUCCAGGCAAAGCUUCUGUGUCACUCAACAUCUUCUGGAAUACGCCAAACGUGUGAGCUUGCAACUUAUAGACUUAGACUGCCUCGCAGACAAUGUCAGCAAUUUCACGUGCUUUCGAUUCCUCGCCGAUCAUUCCCUAUUUCUGAUCAGUGUGCAUUUAGUAACAGUCACAUCUUUCCUUACUUCAAACAACUAUGUUGUGCUCAUCAGUGAAUCUGGCAGUUCUAAUACCACCGUGUUUGAACUGAAUUUGGCAGAAGUAACAGAAAUUACUACAAGUUUACCUGGUGCAAGCUCCAAACCUAUGUUCGAGACAGAAGUUCUGUUGAAAAAGCCUGUGCUGCUUCUACCUCAAACUGUGUACAGGCUUAGCCUUCGUAGUAAUAGUAGGUCUCUGAAACCUAGUCAGUGCCACAUCCAGUUUCCGAAAACUGGAUUGGUUCCAAGUAAAGGUGGCUCAAGAUCUGAUGUAGUGCCAUUUACUAUACUCACUGAUUCAAUUUGGGGUGUAACUAAAUUAUUGUAUCUUACUGCGCCUGUUCCAGAAAAGGAAAUUUUUAAAUUUCGCUUGCAGAAAUAACUACCCUAUUUUUAAAUUGAGGGACCAAUUAUAACUUAGGAGCUUAUUGGAAGGAUAUGUUAGAUUUUAUUUUCAAAACGCUCCAAAGUUUCACUGUUAAGCACAUGUUGAACCUGAACAAGUUCUUUAAAAUAUCUUAUAACAUGUUCCUUCAAUAAGCUUUUUCAAAUUUUUAGCGAAUUUAUAUGUUCAUUUAUUCAAAUAUAUGUUAUUUCAUAGGAAUGAAUAAUUUUAUAUAAUUACCUUAUGAACUUAUUUUUCAGAUAAAUUUUAAGUACAACUGUUUUAUGUUCUUUAAAAUACCUUAUAACAUGUUCCUUGUGUAAACUUUUCAAACAUUUUGUGAAUUUAUAUGUUUAUUUAUUUAUUUAUUCAAAUCUAUACACUUUUAUAUAAGAAUGAAUAAUUUAAUUACUUUAUGAACUUAUUUUUCAGAUAAAUUUUAAGUACAACUGUCUUAUGUGUUGACCAGCUUUUUUCUUCUUAUAUUUAGAAAUAUUCCUUUUACACUUUAUUAAUGUUUUUGUGAGUACAAUUUUAUAUGGUAUGAACACUUAAACUUUUUAUUUUUUAAAAACAAUUCUGCAUUUAAUUGGUAGUAUAAUUAAUUAGUUUUACUAUUAUUUACAUAAGCAUUCAUUACUUUAUUCUUUUACGUUUUCUUUAUUUUACUGCAUAUUGUCCUACAAAAUAUGUUUUCUAGAAUUAAUACUCACAAGCUUUUAUUUAUAUUAAAAUUGAACCAAUUUUGACAGUUAUCAUAUUUAACUCUCUGACUUAUUAGAAUUUCUACUGAAUUCUAAAAAAAUCACUAUAAUCACUGUUUCUCUUCUAAAGUGUUUUUUUAAAAAACAGUUUUAGGUUUUAUUUCUUUUCAUUUUUGAUCAAAGUAAUUGCUGUAAAUUUUGAUUGUUUGGUUUUCUAUUUAAUAACCAUAUUUUGCCAUAUUUAACCAGACCAUAAUAAUAGCCAUAUUUUGCCUUUUACUAUAAUAAGAAAGUUUGAUUUUUUAAUAAUUUACUGUACUAGUUCAAAUAAUAAUUGGCUUGAAGAUGUUUGAAUGUGUGUUAUAUAAAGCUUGUCAAAGGUUGUAAUUUAAAUAAUUGUUAUAAUAUCUGAGUAAUAUUUUUGUUCAUGUAAUUAUAAAUAUUUGCCUUAAUAAUUUUCAUAAGGUUAAAAGCCUUCUUUUUUAAACCUUUGCUUACUGAACCUAGCUUUUAGCUAGUUGGUGUCAAACAAAUUUUUCUGGCCGUGUUAGAAAGUCAAUAGAGAGUUAAUUAUUCUGCUGCUUAGUAGUAACGAAUAAAUUUUAACUCACUAACGAAUAAGUUUAAGUUGGAAUAAGUUUAGCUAGCGAAUAAGUUUUAACACAUUAAUUAUCAGAAAUUAAGCUUGCAGAUUCUAUACUUAAUGUUGAGUUUGAAAAUUUUUAUGAUUUUGUUAUGUUUUAUUUAAGUGUGAUUUUUAAAUCUUUCCAUUUGUUAUUUUAUUAGAUUUUUAAGCAUGAACUUUUCUGGAUGGAUGUGAUUUAUUACUAGUACUAUUAAGUAUUAUUACUACUAUUGUACUAUUCUCAGAAAAGUAAUGCAAUAUGUUUUUGAGAAUGUUGAGAUUACAUUGACUAAGGUACUUUUUACAUUACAAAAGGCAAUUUCAAAAAAAUUUUAUCAUGAAAAAUGUAUUGUUUUCCUUAUUAACUUAUAUUUUGUUGAUUAUUUUUGAGUUUCUAUUCUGUAUGUUCUGUAAAAGCAAUCAAAUUUGUUUAAAAUUUAAAUUUUUAUUUUAAAUAUUUUUUAUUGUU
Messenger RNA from Parasteatoda tepidariorum (common house spider), 3315 nucleotides. RefSeq lists its product as uncharacterized. Gene Ontology annotation, molecular function: protein binding. The record is from RefSeq and is a predicted model, not a curated record. Gene Ontology annotation, cellular component: cytosol. NCBI's taxonomy places the organism in Eukaryota, Metazoa, Arthropoda, Arachnida, Araneae, Theridiidae. Gene Ontology annotation, biological process: neurogenesis.